Messenger RNA from Camponotus floridanus (Florida carpenter ant), 5418 nucleotides. Its product is annotated as neuropeptide SIFamide receptor. The transcript has 3 exons. Gene Ontology annotation, molecular function: peptide binding; neuropeptide Y receptor activity. Gene Ontology annotation, cellular component: membrane. Gene Ontology annotation, biological process: G protein-coupled receptor signaling pathway. The record is from RefSeq and is a predicted model, not a curated record. Lineage: Eukaryota; Metazoa; Arthropoda; Insecta; Hymenoptera; Formicidae. The coding region runs from base 1069 to 2511 and encodes 480 amino acids.
CCAAUUUUUCCUCCCCUCCUUAUCGCACCUCUCCGGAGGGUGAUCUCGAUCGGAUGGACUUUGGCACGAGGCAGAUUACUGUUCCUUAACUGUCGUGUAAACAUCGCGCAUAAAUCAUCGUCAUUUUCUCGGUCGGACCCGGCCGGAAGUGGUGCCUCCGACGAUGGAGGUCAUCAGUUAGAUGGUUUCGACAGGACAGGAGGAUGGAAACGCCGGCCGGUUGAACGAUGGUUCAAGGCAAAGCGAUCGCGUUACAUCGCCGCUGUCUCGCCCAGGCACGUCCGCGCGCUCCCUUCCUCUAUUUCCCUUUGCUUUGCUUUGCCCUACGUACCCUAUCUGCCUACGGGUCGCGGCGCGAGCAGAUCGCAUGCGGGUGCAUGUGCCGCUUGGAUGUAACGCUUGCGCAGUCGUCGAGCAUCGCACCAGACAGCUCGCCGCGACGGGUGCAUCUCGACGCGGCAGUCCGCGGUCGUCUUCUAAGGCGGGCUCAUUUAGAGUCGCUCCAGCAUCCGGCAUCAACGCGCGGCAAACGCUUCCCUUCGAUCGGACUCGGCGUCGAUCCGCGUUUCCUCCCGCUCCUCGUCUUUCUUUGCCCGACCUUCCCCUCGAUCCUACCUCCUCGAGAACCGGAGGGUAGUCCCGGUGGCGGAGUCGGAUGGACUCUGGCGCACGUGCGGCUGGACCACGCGUGUUUCCCAACUUCCGCGUUUCUCCAAAUCAAUGCUGAGAGCUCUCUCGUUUUAUGGAUAACCUGACCGUCCAGGAAGUCGCUUACCAGACGGUUCGUUGCUUCCGACGAUAAAGCGGUAGCUCCGUCGAAUCUCUCGUGUUUGCAGAUCGGACCUCUCGUCGGCGAGGCCUAGGAAAGGCUAGAGAAGCUAGUCGAGUGAAACGAGGCGACGUCCGCCGCCUCGCGACCCGGGAAGGUCGCGUAGGCGUCGUGGUUGGGCGUCGGGGUCGUCGACACGACGGCGAGCGCGCCGAGGAGGAGAACGAGGAGGAGGAAGAGGAGAAGGAGGUGGUCGACGACGGAGGAGGCCACGGUACGCCGCGUUAACGUUUCGGCUAAUGGUCGAAACGUCGAUCCGUCACUUUACGCUCAAGUUCCCGAUGCUGCAGCCACCGUCUCCCCUCCUGGAGAUGGCGUCCCUGCGUUUACCGGACUCGGACGAGUUCGACGUUGACACGCGACGCAGGAGCAACAACGUGCCGGUUACGACGGCGGUCGCGCCACCGGCUACCGGCACCCUGCACCCGCGGAACGAUCUCGGCGAUUACCUCAACAACCUGAUCACGGAGGCGAUCGCGACGACGAGUCCACGGGCGACCAUGGACGAUCACCAGGUCGGGCUGUUCAACGCCAGCGAGAUCGCGAAUCAGUCGGCGAUCGACGAUGUACACGCGUCCGAUCGGCUGUACAGGCACAGCAUGGCCAUGUCGGCGGUCUACUGCGUGGCGUACGUGGUCGUCUUCGUGGUCGGCCUGAUCGGCAACAGUUUCGUCAUCGCCGUCGUGUACCGGUCACCCCGCAUGCGGACCGUCACGAAUUUUUUCAUCGUCAAUCUCGCGGUGGCCGAUGUGCUCGUGAUCGUUUUCUGCCUGCCGGCCACGCUCAUGAGCAACAUCUUUGUCCCAUGGAUCCUGGGAUGGUUUAUGUGCAAGGCAGUCGCUUAUAUACAGGGAGUUUCUGUGGCAGCCUCCGUAUACAGCCUAGUCGCGGUUUCCUUAGACAGGUUUUUGGCGAUUUGGUGGCCGCUGAAAUGCCAAAUUACGAAACGACGGGCCCGCAUGAUGAUCGUCGUGAUCUGGUUCAUCGCUCUGACGAUGACGUCACCGUGGUUGCUGUUCUUCGAUCUGGUCUCCAUCUACGAAGACGACCCCGAUCUGCGUCUCUGCCUGGAAACGUGGCCGCAUCCCGAGGACGGCUCGCUCUUCUUCCUGAUCGGCAAUCUGCUCCUCUGCUACGUGCUGCCGAUGAUUCUCAUAUCUCUCUGCUACAUUCUCAUAUGGAUCAAGGUAUGGCGCAGGCAUAUCCCCACCGACACCAAGGACGCCCAAAUGGAGAGGUUACAGCAAAAGUCGAAGGUGAAGGUGGUCAAGAUGCUGGUCGUGGUCGUCAUACUCUUCGUCCUCUCGUGGCUGCCUCUCUACGUGAUCUUCGCUGUGAUCAAGCUGGACGUCGUACAGGAAGAAGACGAGAUCCUGCCGAUCGCCACGCCGAUCGCCCAGUGGCUGGGCGCCAGCAAUUCCUGCAUCAAUCCGAUCCUAUACGCCUUUUUCAAUAAGAAGUACCGGCGCGGCUUCAUCGCCAUCCUCAAGAGCGGUCGGUGCUGCGGUAAGCUCAGGUAUUACGAGACCGUCGCGAUGAUGUCCUCCUCGACGAGCAUGAGAAAGUCCUCCUAUUACGUCAACAACAACAACAACAAUUCAUCGACUAGACGCGCCUGGCACGGGCCGCCGGUCCACCAGGACAGCAACGUCUCCUAUAUAUUCAACCACACCGGCGUGUAAUCGCUAUCGUGCGAGCCGAGGGUGCCCUGAGGUAGUCUCGCUUUAUUGUGCAGAUUUAACGAUACCCGCUCUCGAUGUGGGUGGAUAAACCGGAGAGAGAAGAGAGGAUCUUUUGACCUGGUGGCCUUUUCCCAUCUGACGGAUCUCCGGUCCACGCACGGUUGGAGCCGAAAUCUGGCCAAAGUCAGCCGGUCCGAGAAUUAUGGGUCACUCGGGUGAUCGACGCGAUCGUUACUUCGGGCCGGAAGUCAGCGACGGAGGGAUGAUCGAGGGAUUACGAGACAUUUCAAAUGAAGAUUGUAAGAAGACGCGCGUUUCUCGCGGCGGAGACGACUCGUCGUCGUUGCCAUUGUCCUUGAGGAAGACGUCGUUGUUUUUUUGAAUUUUGUCACAAUGUAGCCGCUGCGUGUACGUGUAAUACAAUAGUCGUUAAGACAAGUUCGCCGCGCAAUUGUUCGCUUAGAUACGACACGAUGUGUGUCUAUAGCUUUUUUCCGGAAUCAUUCCAAGACGCGACGACGACAUUACGCUUCAACGAACCUCACGAUUUCUUCAACACGUCGAUGACAUUUGUACGCCAUUUUGAAAAAUAUGGGACAGGGAGAGACGGAGUUUGUUAGAUCCACCAAUUAAAGCGCGCGAGUUUGUUACGAUUGCGGUGCAUACAUCUUCCUUUGCCUGUCGGGCGCGUAAUUAGCGCGACAGGGCAGAGUGGCGGGAUGAUGACUCGGGAUGAUGACUCGCGGGCGAGCGGAUGCGCGCGAGUCGACUCGUUGUCUCUCGACGGCUCUGAUAGACAAUUAGUCGCUGCGCGCGACACUCAUCAGCGAAGUAGCCGCGUAAUUAAAGGGGCGGAAGUGGAGGCGUGCGGAGGCACUUUACGCGGUGCGCUCGAUCGAGCAGAGAAGUCGACGCGGACGGCGAGUGCGACGUAGCGUAAGAAUUGAUUUCGCUCCAUCGGCUCGCGAGGCGAUCGAUCUUGGAGCGGAUUUUCGAUUGCGGAUUAAGAGACGAACGGAUCGCGCGAGGUCGUGUAAGAUAUAUCUCGUUCGAUUCAUGCGGGUUAAUUCAUGUACAACUUCACGAAGGGUAAUUUGUUUAUAUUCUUGCCGGCCCUUUCUGGUGGAAAGGCGUGAUUCUUCAUAAGAGUCACAUUGUUACAUUGAUACAUCCUUCUUUCUCCGAUCCUGCAUUCUAUAAAUAUGACAGAAUGGAGAAGGAAUUUAUUUGGACAGGAAAAAAAUGGGUUAAUCGACUCUUUGUAAACACUACCUCCACAUGUAGAUCAGCAAUUUACUACUGUAUGUACUUAAAAUUAUAUAUACCUUAGGAUUACCUACAUAUAUAUAUUUUCUUACCGAGAGACGUUAAUCGAGUUGGUACUUUUGUCGUUUAUCGGACGUUUAGAUAUUUACGGCUUACGCGAAAUAUAAUAGAAGAGAUUCACGCGAAUGUGUCAGACAUCACCAAGGCGUCUUACUUUAGUGUUUUUUCAUCGCUUUCUUUUUUUAGACGCUUCUUGCACUUUUAUUCGAAAAAUAUUAAUAUUAUAAUUGAUCGUUGGGCGAUUCGAUUUGUAGAAUGGAUUAAUCGAUGAUACCUUCUCUCGUAUGAUUUCUUGCGUUUGCACAAGCGUGAUUUGUCCCCACGAGAGCGAUUCUCUGAAGCUACGCGACGCUUGUCAUAGCUUGUUAUUUUGUCGCGCAAAGAAUCAUCCGUCGAAGAAUCACACUUUUGCGCGGUUUAAUGCGAGCAAUAUCGCAGGUAUCUGCUCGUUAUACAUUUUAAGAUUUCACGACGAUCGACUUCUCUACGGGUUGCUGUUUUCGGGAAGGGAUACUCUAAAUCAUUCAUAGUUGUACAUUGAUAAGUGCGAAUCGCCGGGUUUUACGAUAGAGCAAUUAUUUUCGUAAGGUUUUUAUAUAAGAAAUGAGGGGUGAAUCGUAGGUGUAACACGUUCGCAUGUAUUUAUUACACGGUGGUCUCGAGGCGUUGGUUAAAUUCAUAUCCACCUUAGUGGCGUGACGUCGCCAUUAAGUCGGGCGGUGGCGCGAUUAGGUCUGUAAUGACGAUAAUAAAAUAGAACGAGAGACACACGGGAGACGCGGCCAGUAAAAUGCAAUCAGAAGCGAUAACUGAUUGAAAGAACUCGAGAGAAAGAGAGAGGCGUCGGAACAAUCUUGGGGCUUGAAAUUGGUAUAAUAUUUCGCCCAAUUCAAUUUUGCCAGACACACGAGCGGAAAUGAUCUCUCUACAUUUAUACUGACGUGCAUUUUUCGAUAACAUCGGCAACUGAACUCAUCGAAAUGAUAUCGACUAAUUAUGUCGAUGGCAUAAUCUCUUAGAGAUGUCACUUUAUAUAUGUGUGUGUAAUGAACGGCGAAAAUAUGCGAGUGCAUGAGCAAUGAAUAUGAUACACAAAUAGUAUAAACAUGUAAGGAUCAAACGUGUGUGAAUUUAUCCGCUCCGUCUGUACAUAUAUAUUACAUUCUUACUGUUGUUAUUAAAUAUAUACGCAGAUAUACAUUUGUCCACAUUUGUCAUUUCGUCUAAAAAUAAUAUCUUUUUCACACUGUAGAUUGUUAAUCGUUAUUUCCGAUCGCGAAGCAUGUUUUGUACGCACACGCUUUGUCACGGAUUCUUCAUUUUCCGAUGUUUAUGAAAUAAUUCAGACAGGUUAUGAAUCCGCUGAAAGAAUUUUUGCGUUCAAUUUCUCGAAUUGUCUCGGACACAGCGUGGCAUUUAUCAGAUAUGAUAGAUAUCUUGUAAUUAACGCGAUAAAAAUUACAUUUGUAAAUUAGAUACAUAUAAGAAAAUGUUGUAAUUUUAAGGAAACUAUUUGUAAUAGGGCUACAUAUAUAAAGCCGAUUUGAAAAAUGCCGAUAUAUUUAAAUAUUCAAAUAUUUG